This is a messenger RNA of Rhizophagus irregularis DAOM 181602=DAOM 197198, 824 nucleotides long. The record is from RefSeq and is a predicted model, not a curated record. Lineage: Eukaryota; Fungi; Glomeromycota; Glomeromycetes; Glomerales; Glomeraceae.
UCAGGUUCUAUGCAUGAACCACUUUUCCUUCCACUACGCUUACUUAAUGAUAGUGAUUCAAUCAAUAUUGGUAAGAAUAUGAAAUUGUUUGAUGAUGACGUGCAUCCAUAUUUUUGAAUAAGUAUUGCAGAUGUCGGCGGACAUGUGAUAACAUUGGAGUAUUAUUAUGAUCGUUUUAAAGAUCAAUUAUCAAAAAGGACGGAAGAAAUAAAAGGAACAAGAAGCGGAAAAACUAGAAACAGCUCUUUGUAACAUGGAUAUCGGGAAAUCAUGGCUCAUAUCAAAUUCAGAUAUGGUCUUGAUAAUUCACGUUCUUUUUCUGUACCUCUCGCAAAGGCCAUAUUGGGCCUGCCGGUUAAAAAGAUGGAUGUGGUUAAAACAGAGGAAAAAAAUGAUGUGUAUAAUGAAGAAAAGAUCUUUACCUAUGAAGAUCUUAGUUCUAUGGGAGUUGUGUACCUGGAUAUGAGAAAGACUCUAUUUAAGGGUGCGCAUUUUUCCCAUACUUUUCCGAAUGUUAAAGUUGCCUUGCCUGAUGUUGAAGAUAUCAAAUUGUAUAAAUUAAAUCAUCGAUAUCCAGUCACUCAAUCCUACGAGAAAACCCCAGUGAAAUAUGAAAACAUGAAGGAAAUAAGAAACGGUUAUCUCGACCUUGAUUUACUGAAGAAUGAUAAUAUCAAGAAAUACAUUGGUUGUGUCUUUCUUAAUGCGGCUGGGAAACUUGGGAUAUCUUUGGGUUUCUUAAUGACGAAAGUCUAGAAAUUUGUUGCUUAUUUACAUAUGCAAGUCGAGCACAAUUUGCGUCUGCAACGAAAAAGUAUAUCUCA